This is a messenger RNA of Colletotrichum spaethianum, 1977 nucleotides long. Its product is annotated as ferric reductase transmembrane component 3. Bases 1 to 1977 code for a protein of 658 amino acids. The record is from RefSeq and is a predicted model, not a curated record. NCBI's taxonomy places the organism in Eukaryota, Fungi, Ascomycota, Sordariomycetes, Glomerellales, Glomerellaceae. Gene Ontology annotation, biological process: copper ion import; iron ion transport; intracellular iron ion homeostasis. Gene Ontology annotation, cellular component: plasma membrane. The transcript has a single exon. Gene Ontology annotation, molecular function: ferric-chelate reductase activity.
AUGGACUUUCAUCUCAAGAGCCAGCUGGCGGCUCGUCAUAUUCAGAACAUAAGCGAGGCCGCCUCGAUAGAACCCCAUUGGGGCUACGUAGACCGAGCGAUCCCCUGCACGAAUGAUGCAGGGUCCUGUGCCUACCUCGACGUCGUUUACAACUCCCACGAUAUCGGCAUGUUGUACGUUGGCAUUCUAUGGGCUACCAUUGGAGGUAUCUUAUUGGUAUGGGCCGUAGGUCGACGGGCGCUACCAGGGCUCUCCGAGGAAGACGUACUCCGCGCCGCUCUUCUCGAGGACACUCGCGCAAGUAAGGGCUUCUUCAACCGCCUGCGCCAGACAAUCUCGACCGUCACGAACCGAUACCUGCUUCCUGACUGCAUCCGUCCCAUCUUCGGCCGAACCACCCGCCUCCAGGUCCUGAUUCUCACCGUCUUGGCGGGAUACCUCCUCAUCUUCUCGUUUGUUGGCAUCGUGUACAACACCUGGAUCACGCCAGUCAAGAAGAUGCCUGGCGUAUACAACACGAGAGUCAGUCUUGGUCCUUGGUCGGACCGUGUCGGAGUCCUUGCCUACGCCCUCACGCCCCUGUCCGUCCUCUUCUCCACCCGGGAGUCUAUCCUGUCGCUUCUCACCGGGGUCCCGUACCAGAACUUUAACUUCCUUCACCGUUGGGUUGGAUACAUCAUCGUCGUCCAGUCUGUUCUGCACACCAUUGGUUGGCUGGUCAUCGAGGUCCGCCUGUAUCAGCCUCAGCCCACUGUUGCCGAGGAGUGGAUUUCCCAGCUCUACAUGAUCUGGGGUUGCAUCGCCUUGUUCUUCCUCAUGGCGCUUUACGUCCUCAGUUUGCCCCCCGUCAUCCGGUUGACCGGUUACGAGUUCUUCCGCAAGUCCCAUUACGUCCUUGCUAUGUUAUACGUUGGCGCCUGCAUUGGCCAUUGGAAGAACCUGGAGUGCUUCAUGAUCCCAGCUCUUGUCAUUUGGUUCUUGGAUCGUGCUGCCCGCGCUGUCAGGACCGCCUUGAUGCAUCACAACUUCAUCGAAGGCAGGGGCAUGGGUUUCUCGGCCGCGCAGGCUGCCAUGACCGUCUUUUCGGAUUCCGAAAAUGGCGACGUGGUCCGUCUGGACUUUUCUCACCCCCAUGAUGCGUGGAACAUUGGCCAGCACUUCUACUUGUGCUUCACUGAGAGCAGCAUCUGGCAGUCACACCCCUUUACUCCAUUGAACGCCCCGGUUACGGUGAAUGGCAGAACGAAGCACUCCUACAUCUUCCGUGCCAAAGGCGGCGAGACCAAGAAGGUUGCCGAGAUCGCAGCCCGCAAGUUGGCAGCCGCCUCGGGAGGAAAAGGCGAAGCAGCACCCACAACCUCGGUCAUCUUAACAGGACCAUACGGUGAUCCAAUUCUUCGCAACAUCACAUCGGAUGUCAAUAUCCUCUGUGUCGCAGGUGGAACCGGUGUCACAUAUGUUCUUCCCACCUUGAUGACCUUGAAGAAGCACUCUGUAUCUUCACGGAAGCUUGAGCUUGUCUGGGUCGUGCGUCACAUGAAGGACGUUGAAUGGAUCAAGCCUGAGUUAGAUGCUUUGGAUGCCGAGGUAGGACCCAAAGUCAUCGUACACAUCUUCGCAACACGCGAUGGCAGCAACAGUGUUUCCGCAUCAGGGGAAUCUAACAAGUUGUCCGAGUCCGAGUCGACGUCCGAUGCUGGCAGAGGCUCUGGAGAAAAGCAAGUGCAGGUUUCGACCAGAUCAAUGGGCGAGGUGACCUCUAGCGAUGCCCCUCGGCACCCCGAUAUGUCCACAGUUGUGCGGCAGUUUGUGGAUUCAACCGUCUCAGGAAGGACGGCAGUGUUCGCCAGUGGCCCUGGAGGGUUAAUGUCCGAUAUUCGUGUUGCUGUGGCGCACUGCAACUCGGCGAGCAAGGUAUGGCAAGGAGAGGAGCGCUAUAAUGUGUCUCUUAUCCAUGAUGAGCGUAUGGAGCGAUGA